Mizuhopecten yessoensis (Yesso scallop) is the source of this 4973-nucleotide messenger RNA. Its product is annotated as mdm2-binding protein-like. Gene Ontology annotation, biological process: protein localization to kinetochore; regulation of protein ubiquitination; traversing start control point of mitotic cell cycle. The transcript is spliced from 19 exons. Lineage: Eukaryota; Metazoa; Mollusca; Bivalvia; Pectinida; Pectinidae. The record is from RefSeq and is a predicted model, not a curated record. Gene Ontology annotation, cellular component: kinetochore. The coding region runs from base 403 to 2808 and encodes 801 amino acids.
UGAUACGUCAAGCGCCUUUGUCAAUUCAAAACUUAUAUGUUAUUGCACAUACUCUCAGCAGCCUUGAAGCACAGGGGUUCGAUCGUUACACAUGUCUGAAAUACACAUACAUGCUAUACUCAUAUGAGUCACAUCACACGUAUGUUUAUGUGUGCUGUGACCCAUUUAUGAGCAUUUCAGACAUUUGUAACGAGCUCCUGUGGUUGAAGCUUAAUUGGGGUGUCAUGUGGUCUAAGGACGCGUAUGCCUGCAAACUUGAUGUACACUGAAAACUGAGAGACAGGUGCAGUUUCUCUCAAUAACCUCCUGUACAGAUUGAGGAAUCAGAGACUACAGACCUCCAGCCCUUUACCAGUUACAGUUUGUCUUCAACGUUUCCAUGUUCUUACAGAUCAAAAGCUGAUGUGCAGUGACACGCCUGUACAGUGGAUCGAGAUUGACCAGUGUAAUUCCUCGUCACUGCCGCUGACCGACAAUGCACAGAAUGGUGUUAGUCUUAGUGAAAAGUUGUUCCAGAUCACAGACACUUUGCAAGUAACAGGAACUUUGGUUGACAUCAUUAUAGAGUUUCCCCAUGAACUCCAGGGAAGCGCUGAGAGUUUGCUGUCAUUGUGCGGUGCCCUGGGACAUCUGAAAGAGUGGUAUAAUGCAUCUGUUACCACGGUGAUACAUCCAGCCCUGCUGUGUGACCUUGACCCACUGCUAGCCGACAGUCACAGACAACUGUGUGACUUCGUAAAAGCCAAGGCAGUGGGGUGUUUUGAGGAUUUUGAAAAUAACCAGGAGGACGUAUGGCGAGGAAAAGUCUCGGUGAUCGACAAAACAGUACAUAGAGGAUAUGUCUUGCCUGGCUUUGUAUUGAAGAAAUGUGAUGGAUUUGAUCUGGGUGAAGAGCAGAGGGUGUGGGGCCGGACACUGGAGGUUCUUGACGAGGUUGCCUUGACCACCAUUCCUGCCUUCAUGAUUACCAAAGAGAGAUACAGCCUGUGUUUGGCUGACUCACAUCCCCACUCUCGUGCCUUCGUGGAUCAGUUGACAGCUGACCGUCAUACAGGAAUUGUGGCGCGACUGGCCUGUUACAACAAACCAUUGGACGAAUGUUCGACCAAUCACAACCGUUAUCUGAACAGCACCACCUGGAAGGAGAGCAUCAUGUCAGACAUCAUGUUCGUACAAGAGCCCGAAGAAGAGUUACUGAGUGGGUACAGCUACCUCCAUUUCCUUAUCACGUCACCACGACAACCAUCACCUUUACAACAAAGACUAUCUGUUACUAGACUGUGUCCUCCGGAAGCUUUGAACGGCUCUCUGAUGACUUUGCUGUUUAAGAACGCUGUACAGCCCUCUGAUGACGGUGGAAAGGAUGAGGUUGACUGUGGGGACAUUUUGUCAGAGUUACCUGCCCUUGACACAGAAAUGCUAGAGGAAUUUAACAGAAUUUUGUGGAAGAGACAGACAGAAUUACUACAUCAGUGGCUUGAAGAAAGAGAACAUCAGGGUCAAGGUCAGAGAGUCAAGGUCAGUGAGGUCAAGGAUUUCUUUACAAACAUCUACACAGAACUUCUACACAGUUUGUGGUGUGAGUUACCAAAGUUUCAGCCAAGCUGUGCUUCAUCACCAGCUGUAGAGGCAACAGGUGCCUCGUCAGAAUUGGAAAUCAAUCCCACAGAAUGGCAGGAGAGACAACUCCUCAUAUUUUGUGAGUCCCAGAAGCGAACACUGAGCCGUCUCCAGUCUACCGACAGCGUGGCUUUGUCGUCCCCUAUACAGCCAGCCCAAGAACCCACGUCGAUUGACAUCAAGGAUCUACUAAAAAUGUUCAAACCCGACGGAACAGCAGCCAAUGAAAACCUGUCACCAAUAAGGAAAAAGCGGCAAGGAAGAUGUAAGAAGUCGGUUGUACCCAACUCAGAAGACCUGGGACAGGAGACCAUUCCGACCUAUCUGCAGUCCUGUUGCCAUGACAUUUAUUUAAACAGAGACAAGAAGGGUGAAAGGCUGGACAGUCAUAAACAGAAGCUACAGGAGCGCUAUAUUAGGGACGAAACCGAUAGCUCCUGCUCAGUCCCCAUCUUCAAUUUGGGGAAAAAGAAGAAAAAGGCAUCAAGUCCCCAAAAAAGUGGAAAGAGACCAAAGACUUCGGUACGGGUGAAACCUUCGGUGAAAUCCCCCCUGAAGACGUUACGAAAAUCACCUAGAAAAAACCCUUCAGCAAAAUUUGCAGGAGCAGAUUCAAACAUCCGACGGUCCCCAAGAAAAGUUUCUUCUCUUUCAACACGAGCCGAGUUACCUCAGCAAUUGUCCCCAAGUCAAUCAAAUACAGACUUCUUACCUCUUAGGAGAUCUCCUCGAAAAGCAACAUCCCAAAGUGCUUUCUCAAGUCAGCGGCGCCACUCGCUUUACGAGCCGGCCAUCAGGGGAGGUAAUGCUCGAGAAUCCACGGCACCUAGAGGGAGUCGAUUGUCAUUAUCGGGAACAGAAAGUAGAAUGAACAGCUCAGCAUCCAACAGGAGGGCAUCCGAGACGAUGGAACAGCAGCGUGUGUCUCGUUCCGAGAGACACAAGAAGAAACUGCAGGAUAUUGUCGACGAUGUGUUGCAGAAAAAUGGUGUUGAUCGAAGCUCUGCCAUCUAUACAUCGUGUGCAACCCGACUGUUCAAAGUGACCAAGUUAUACGUCAUGGACCUGCCUACGUCUGAGAACCUGAGACAAGAGAUGAGGAUGAUAGCCGAGGGACAGGUACAACCGGUGAUUGAUGUAGAAACUCGACGCCAAAGUAUUGGUGGCAAAGACAUGAAAGGAAGAUAGUUACCAAGUGUUUGAAACAAAAAGGACAAUAAAUUACCACAGUAUGGAGACAACAGCAUCGAAGAGAGGUAAAUGUUUGAGACAAGGAUACAACAUGUACAGGAAAAUAUGAGACCAGAGUAUAGAGACAAGAACAUCAAAGAGAGAUAAUUAACCAAUGUUGAACAAAGGACAUCACUGGGAGAAAAUUUACCAGUGUUGGAGACAGACAUCAAAGGGAGAUAAUUUACCAGUUUUGGAGACAAAGACAUCUAAGGGAGAUAAUUUACCAGUGUUGGAGACAAGGACAUCAAAAGGAGAUUUACCAGUGUUGUAGACAAGGAGAUCAAAGGGAGAUAAUUUACCAAUGUUUGAGACAACAAAAGUCUGAAUGAGUCAACAUGCUUUCAAAGGGUCACAAUCUGAUCAUUUUUUGCCAGUGAAUAAAAGGUAUUCUUAUACAAGGAACAAUAUACAUUUUUUUAACUGUCAUCUUUAUGACAAUGUAUGAAAUCGUCAUAAUAACUAUAAUGUAAUUGUAAUUGACUUUCAUCUUCAUGGCGAUGUUCUGAAAGAGUUCACUAUAUCCAGUAAGUCAAAGGAAUUAUGAUUUACUAAAUCAUGAAUAACCAUCGUGUGCAAAUUGGUAAAGUAUGCGAGGAAAUAAACGUUGUUUUCUAAAAACUUGUCUUUUAAGUUUGUAUGUAUAUCUGAUUGUAUGAAAAUGUAAAAUACACACAGUUGUUGAAGAUGUGUGGGAAACUUUCACUGCCUUUUAAUUUUUUGUUAUCUGUAACCUGUAACUCUCGUCAAAUAUGGAUUUCCUUGGCAAAAGGUAAAAGUUUACUGCUGUAUAUAGUAUUUACAAUUAAAUUAUUAUUAAAGUUAUGCACAAACAUUUUACACUUGAAGUUUUUCAAUUUCAGUUUAUGUUUGUUUAUAUAUCAUGUUUACAUGACAAACAAUGCCAUCCUGUUACCAAGAGAAACAAAAACAAAAACAAUCUAGAAUAUUUAAAUUUAAUAAUCACAUCGAACACGGUCGUACAUGAUGGAACAAUGAUAACAGGAUGACAAAAAUCUGCUGGGACAAUCGGGGGAAAAGUUCUCACAGAAGCUGCAACAGCACAGUGACGAAGUAAAAAGCUUAUAGUAUCACUAUCGAACCGAUUCGAAAAUCUAGCCCAACAGUUGUGAAUCCUCUACAUGUGAAACUGUUAAUGACCUUGAGCUUUCUCCGGCUGUGGGAAGAUUUAAAUUAAAAGUCAAAUUUCGAUUUCCUUGUUGGUGUUACCAAGUAUGUUGGAAAUUUGUCCAAAUUUUGCAAAAUACAUAAACAUGUAAGGACAUCAUUAAAUAGAGUAAAACUACUUACAUCAAAUAUCUGUAACAUGAUAAAAUACGAAUCUUUAAGUACGGAGUAUAAAUAAAUACAGUAACCAUGUGCUGCUUCAUUAUAAACACUCAAACUGAACGCUUUUCAAUAAAAUUUGCUGUAAACUAACAACUAUGCAGCUUUGAUAUCAUUUGGUGCUGUUUUCGUGUUGUUGUGUUAAAAUUAUGAAGUUGCGAAGUUGAAGUUGCAACUCUUAGUUUGUCGUGUGGACAGCGUUGUAUAUCAGAAAUAUUCAUGUUGACAGCAUAAUAUUACACAAUCAAUACCAUCGAUUGGCCCGUAUAGAAUUUACUAUAUACUUUGUAAAACUUGUAUCACAUCCCCAGGUGAUAAAAAUAGUCACUUCAUCCUGUUCUACCUGUACGAGUUAUACAGAGAAGGAUUUUGAUGAUAGUAGAAUGACAACUGUUUGGCAUUUAUUUUGUGUGUCUGCUAGCAGCUCUGGAAGGCUAGAGUUAUCCCCGUGACAAUCCCUCGGAGCAAGAUGCUUUAAUUUUACUGAUUGUAGAUGAUACUUGCAGCUCCUUGAUGAAUCAGAAUAUGAUGUUGAAUGUGAUGAAAAUGAUGAAAAUGAACAAAUAAUUAGGACUUAAAAAUCAGUGCAAAUUGAAGUACGAAAUAUGUGUAAGCAUAACAUGAAACCCACCAUAUACCGGUAGCUUGUUUUUUUCGUGGCGAUAUUUUCGCUCGUUGAUGCCCGGGCCAUAUAUUUGAUUGCUUGUAUUAAGAUGCCCUAUUUAUUGUUAAAUAAGCUUUAAGGUUGUAUUCAUUUCUAAAAAAAAAAAAAAAAA